Molecule: messenger RNA, 954 nt
Organism: Rhincodon typus (whale shark)
Lineage: Eukaryota; Metazoa; Chordata; Chondrichthyes; Orectolobiformes; Rhincodontidae
Product: syncoilin-like
Exons: 3
Coding region: 1-954 (317 amino acids)
Cellular component (GO): intermediate filament
Source: RefSeq, a predicted model, not a curated record
AUGAAUGAUUUCCAAGAGGAUCCUCCUGCUGAGAUUAUCAGGAACGUUGAUUCACUGCAAGCAGUAGGAAAACGUUUCCAGGAAUGUAUAGACAGUGUUGGAGAACUUCUGGAAGAAAGGGAGAAUCUUAUCAAAGAAUUAAGCUUCAUGAAGGAGCCAGUGCAUAAAGAGAUUGGUAAUUUGAGGGCUGAACUCUUGAAGCUUUACCAAACUAAAUCAAAGGCAGAGAUUGAAUGUGAUAACUUCAAAGAAGAAAUGACAUGCACAAAAAAAACCUUGUUUAAGAUCACUAAAGCUCAAAUGACUUGUAAAUAUGAAUUACACAUCAAUAAACAGGACUUGCCCCUAAUUACAUCGCAACGGGAAACACUAGAAUCCAGGGCACAGACACUUUCUGAUGAAUUGGCUGUUCUUAAACAUUGCCACCAGAAAGAAAUAAACCAAAUGAUUCAUCAGUUGGAAAGUAUUAGAAAUGGGAGGAAUAUGCUGUCCCUGACAAACAGUCAUCAAACAAAUGAAGAAUUUCAAAGCUUGUUCGGAGAACAGUGGCAAUGGCUGGAAAAAUACUAUGAAUCUAAAGUGAGAAAUCUGCUGAAUUGGAAUAAGACCAGAGCCGAAUCACUUAAACGCACAUUGCAAGAAAUUGAAAAUUUCAGAAAACAGUUGCAACCUCUGCAGGAGCAGGUGACAAAACUAAACACAAGGAGACAAUGCUUUGAAGAACAGAUGCAAUUUAUUGAGAGAAAGUGGGCUGAGAACAUUCUGCAAUAUCAGGAACAAAAAAGGCAGCUGCAAGAAAAAGUCAAUCUCUUGAAAACUGAACUUGAUGUGCAGAAGCAAAAGAACAACAACAUUAAACACUUGAAAGAGAGUCUCUCUGAGGAAUUAUUUGUUUACAAGGAAAGUUUAACAGCAUUUGGAACUCUUACUGAAUCUUCAAUCAAGUCGGAUUAA